This is a messenger RNA of Menidia menidia (Atlantic silverside), 1013 nucleotides long. Lineage: Eukaryota; Metazoa; Chordata; Actinopteri; Atheriniformes; Atherinopsidae. The record is from the annotation of a GenBank genome assembly.
UUUUAACAGCUUUUAAAAUAGCUAAAAUUAAUUGUUAUACUAAUAUUCUAAAGAAAACGGUUGUAAAUACACCACUACGACAAUGUGAUGUUUCUUCUACGAUUCCCCGGAACGGUCCAAAACCAUCUGUCCAAUAGGAGCAUCGGAUGAAAUUCAAGGUUGCACGACGAUUUGUUACAUGACCUGAGAAGUCGCCUGGUGGACCUUCGGCUGAAUUCACCUAACGCUGUAUGAAGUAAGAUGACCCAUUGUCCAACAUGUCUAAAGCAGCAGGACAAGUUUUCAGCAGUCUGACACGCGUGAUUCUCGGCAGAGGAAUAUGUUUUCAAAACGCAUCGACGUCCGUGAGCAGCAAGCUUCAAAGCGUGCGGACGCUGGCAGUGAGCUCUCAGAUGUUGACCAAGUCGAAGGCCCCCACAGAAGACGAGGAGGAGGUCAACAGUGAGCCCAUCAAGUUCUCCACCAGUAAGGCCAGCCACAGGACCUGGAAAGUUGACCGCUCCAUGGGCAGCCAGUAUGAGAGGCCUUGGUGGAAAGUAAUCCCCAUCAGCCUGUUUGGAACCGCUUUCCUAUUGUGGUGCGCCUUCAGAGAGGAAACAGACAUUGACGAACAGCUGGAGAAGCAGCUGUACGAGCAGUUCCCUAGUUUGGUCUCAGAUGAAGAGACUGAGGAUAAUAAAUGAUGCAUAGAUUCUGUACAUAACUAGUAUUUAUUCUGAAAUGUUCUUUAAUCUUUUGUGGAACAGAUUCUUUAGACGUCCACUGCCGCAAAGAUUGUUCUGCCAUGCAUUGUCUUGUUGAAAUUAAUAUGAAUUGAAAAUAAAAAGCUUUGGUUUCAGUACCAGACUGUCACCUUGAGGUUUACAGGUCCUUAAAUACACGCAGCAUUCCAAUAACUUGGCUUCAAUACUUCCAAAAUCGGAUACAACUGAGAUCGGGAUGACAGAUUACACACCAACCACUCAGUUUCUUUCAUAAUUGAGAGAGAUCAAGCCCGUCAUGGGGAAACAUGG